This is a messenger RNA of Lytechinus pictus (painted urchin), 5705 nucleotides long. RefSeq lists its product as uncharacterized. Lineage: Eukaryota; Metazoa; Echinodermata; Echinoidea; Temnopleuroida; Toxopneustidae. The record is from RefSeq and is a predicted model, not a curated record. The coding region runs from base 56 to 5602 and encodes 1848 amino acids. The transcript has 26 exons.
CAGUCACUACGAUGAAUCAACCACAUUCAGUAAUCCAGUAACGGGAAGAUCAGAGAUGGAUACAGAUACACCGGACGCACCACAAAUGUAUGCCCCUAACAACCAGCAGAGUGCCCCGCCCAACUCCCAUUACCCAGAAUCCCCACAGAGCCCGACCCUCUCGGUGAAGCCUUCCUUCAAAGAGCGCACCAUUCCCAAGACCGUGGCUCCCAAGGUGAAGCGUCGUGAGGGCGCUGUGGUAUCUAAGGACGGCUGGCUGCAGAAGAAGGAUAGCUCAGGUUUAGGGGUCUGGCGGAAGAGGUGGUGUGUCAUCUCGGACUUUUGUCUCUUCUACUACAAAGGUGCGGAUGAAGUCAAUCAAGCGGGAACUGUAAUGCUACCAAGCUAUAUCAUCAAACCAGUUGAACCUAGGGAUAAAAUCACUAAGAAAUUUGCUUUCAAGUGUGAACACGAUAAUAUGAGGACCUAUUACUUUGCUGCUGAGUCUGAUGAUCUCAUGCAUCAAUGGAUUGACGCUUUAAAUGACGCUUCACAUGUCAACCUGGACAGGGGUUAUGGCAACCAAGAUGAGAUUGACUGGGGUAGCAAUCCAUUGAGGAGCCCCAAGUCACUGCGUCGCAACGAAGACCCGCCCACCAACGGCAACUACCCUAACGGUUCCGCCCACCCAAGGCAGCACUCCCCCAAUCGGUCUGGUACAAGUCCACCUCGGCAAGGGGGAUGGGGAAACUAUGAGGAUAUAGAGUUUGGGUUUAGGCCAGGAGGCGAGACCAGUUUGAAAAAUGGGCUUGGUCCAGACAGGUCCCUCCUACAGCAGUCAUCCAGGGAAUCAUGGGAAGGUUCCCAGCCCCGCAGUAACCAUGACAAUGGCUCAUACAGCUCAAGCCAGGAGGAGAGACGUUCAGGACAGAACAGCCAUCUGUCGCCCCCUAGGUCUCCGAGCUUACACAGUUCAUCGUCAAGAGAUCAUACUAAUAUGGAGGACAAUCCCAAAGAUCCAAACGCAAGCUACAACUAUGUAGAUAUAUCUGAGAUCAAAGAGCGCAAGCGACAGAACCAGCUUGACUCUCAAGGCUCCUACAACGAUGACCCCCGACUAGGUGACCCCCGAUCCGGUCAGCACCAAAGACCAUCGUCCAGGCACCAUGAUGACCGGGGCUCUGUAGGCAGUGGUCACUCAGGAUAUAGGAACGGACGAGAUGAAAUGGACGGAGGACAUCCAUAUCAUGACCCACGGGUUGAGAUCAAUGUCUCCAUGGCAUCGGAUCCUGACCAGUCCUGGGGUCAAAGGUCGGAAGGUCAGAGGUCAAGCAACCCCAGGAGGUCAGAGAGUCGUAGAUCAAAUGCAAGCCAAAGAUCUAUUUCUGAACCAAGUCAACAGCGAGGCCUGGCACCAAUGGAAGAAGUACCAGUGACCAGGGCGAGCACCGAGAGACUGCACUCGGCACCGCGGCGUGAAGAGUCUUCCUACCAGCAGAGUACACCACCAAGGGGUAGGGAACCACCAAUGCAUGACAGGGUACCUCCUCAGCAUGGUAGAAUGCCACCACAGCAUGGAAGAGUGCCAUCAGAUUAUGCAAGGGUACCGCAAGGGCAUGUUCGCUCACCUUCUGAGUAUAGUAGGUCGCCAUCUGAAUAUAGCAGGUCGCCUUCCGAAUACAGUCGGUCACCUUCAGAGUAUAGUAGAGGUCCGCCUCAACAGGGGCGUGGAUCUAGGGGACCACCGCCCCAGCAACAACAUGGGAGGGGACCAGCCCAGCAUGGCAGGGCACCGCAUGAAGCAGGCAUGGCACCGCAUGGCAGGAUGCCUCCACCAGGCCAUGGUAGAGGGCAACCACGCCAGGGACGUGCACCACCACACCAAAGGCAGGAUCAUGUGCGUGUACCGUCCCAUCCAGGACAAGGACGGCCACGGCAAGGUCAAGGACGAGGGUACCCACCUCAAGGCGGUGCACCACACCACCAAGAGAGAAUGCCAGUUCAACAAAGCAGAGCACCACAGGAACACAGCAGGGUACCACCAAACCAGGGUAGGCCGCAUUCAAUGCAUGGUAGACCUCAGCCACAGCAAGAUAGGACACCCUCUAGAGCUAGUACAAUGCCAAGGGAUAUGAGCCCCUCACAUAGUCCAGCAAGAGGAUCGGACCGUGAUUCAAUCGAUGCUGCUCCGACAAGACGAACCUACUCCGCUUCGUCGACGAGUGUGAAUCGUAAUGAUACCCUCAAACGUCAGGAGCUGGAGAAGGAUGAUGAGGUCGCUCCUUUGCAGCCAUUGGGAGCUAGGCAGGCUGCUCCAAAGACUGGUAGAUAUCGCAAGUGGCAACAGAAGACUCAACAGUUCGUUGACCUUUCAACAGGCAUUAGGCUGAGACUGAGUAUAGCUGCUGGGGACCUUGUUGGAAAGUCGCACGAGGAGUUGGUCCUGUUCCUGAUUCAGCUAAGACGUGACAAGGCCAACCUUCAAGAAUGGUUAGCAAUGAUAGACAAUGAACUAACGCUACUCAGGGAUCCAAACAGUUCCAGUGCUAACUCCUCUAGACUUAGACCAAGGAGCAAUGAGUCUCUGCGACGUAGCCCACCAGACCUAAGCGAGGAUGACAAGGAGUAUUACCAAGAGAUACUAACUGAGAGAGAAGACAUCGCAAGAGAACUGGACAUCAGCGCACCUCUUAUAAACCUGGUUGACAACCUAGUUAGGAUGGGAAGUCUGUAUGGUGGAGAUAAUCAUAUGAUUGCCCAAGAGUUUUAUGGGGAUAAAGUCCAGAAGGGCCUUCCUUACUCUCCUCCAAAGAAACUCAUCGAGUUCUCACGGCGUCUUGAAGAGGAAAAACUUGUUCAAGAUCUAGAGGAUGAGCUUCGACAGCUUGAGACCGCUGAGGACGUUGAGCUUCAGGAGAAGUUAGAUCAGCUUUACGACCUGGACAAGACACUUCAAGAGAUCUCAGCAAGAGUUAGUGUUUUGAAAGACGAGAAGGAUAAAAUUGAAAACACUCUUCAGAGGCUUGAUCAGCAAAUCACACAUGACUGGGAUGAUAAAGAAAUGGUUGCUAAGAUUGAAGAACAACAGAGACAGUUGGAGAGGCAAUUAACAAGAGUGAGGGCACAACUAGCACAGGGUACCAAGGAGCUUGAAGAGAUCACAGCUGAAAAUAGUAGGAUAGAACAUGAGGUAGCUCUGAUGAGAUCAGGAAUGGAAGGAAUUAAUGACAUCAAUAGACAAAAGUCGGCUGACUCGGCGAAGGAGAAACUACAGAUGGAACGAGAGGUGAACCACGUCCAGUCCGUCAUGAACAGUCUGGAGCGUCAACGGACGUCGCUGGCCAAUCAGAUGGACACGCUCCGUCGAACACAGGCUACAGGUUCCAAAGGCAAGGUGGUCCAUCGCAAAUCAUCCAGAGAGGCACUUCUCUCCGGUCCAUACGCUGUAACCGACCUUGACACCCUGAAGUCGGUUGACAUCAGUGCCCUACGCAUAGCGCCCUCAACCCAUGAGACGAACAACAACUCCACAUUCGCAGACACGACUCUCGAUGGGUACAGCGAUUCAAAGCAGAGCUUCAACGAUCCUAUGCAGAGUUUUACCGAUACGAAGCAGAGCUUCAGCGAACCUGAACAGCAGUACUUGGACACCAAGCGAAGUAAGCUGGAUUCGCCGAUGACUCAAGCGAUUAGCCCUGGGGUGUAUCCAGCGCAGAAGGGGCAUUAUAACCAAGGUGAUACUAUCUUAGGAAGUGGGGACCCCUUCGCAAGGUACAAUGACUCUUAUGACCCUGCUUUGGGAGAGUACUAUCAGGGAAAGGGUGUUCCAAGAGAGGAUAGUCUUGCUGGGAGGGGAGAUCAGGUUGGGUAUGACCAAAGAGAGUUUAAUCAAGACCAGGAAAGGUAUGACUCGGAUAUGGAGAAGUAUCAGGGUCAGGGUUACGAACCUGAUUUGUCCCAUCGGAGUGACUUUGAUAGGAGCAUUGGUGAUGCUGGCGGUAACGACGUGAACAAUCUUACCAAUGAUUCCAAGGUAUUGGAUGGACAAACCCAGUACAACAUCCCAUCAUUUGACGAUGUGAACGAUCAGUUGUUUGUCAGCCCAGCUAGGGUCGAUGUCAAUGUCUACAGUGGCAAGAGCAACCUUGAGCCGAGGGUUGCAGAGCAAGGUCUCGUCCAGGCGGAAUACAGCAACCCAGUUUACAGUUCACCAAGCUUCUCAAACACCCCGCCCCAGGGAUCAGCAUCGACAGGGAAGGGGAAAGGGUUCUGGUCGACGAAUUUGGAUACGAAGGAGACGCACGUGUACCCAGAGUCUGGAGAACCGCUGUUUGGGGUGGAGAAGGAGGAAGAGGUGAAGAGGAGUAUGGAGAAACCUGUGAUGGAGCCGUUGCCUCAUCCAUACGAUAUGGAUGAAAGCUUUGAACAAAAGUCUCCAGAACCAGUGCAGCCGCCACCUCUGAAAUCACCUGAAGCAAACUCAGACCUCACACCAGUAGGUCUCUUCCACUAUACCUCUCUAUCUCCUAAGAGCUUUGAUCACCAACCCACCAAGAAACAAUCCUCUAAGCAAUCUCUCGACCGUGCCCAUAAUGCCUUGCCCGACUAUGCAACACAACCCCAUGAUGGUUAUACGUCCCCUCCGAACACUAUGAGCAACAGUGCCCCACAGGAUAGGAGCUACUUCACCGAUGUUCCUUCGGGAAACUCUGUCGGGGAUUCCAUGAAGGUCGACGGACCUGCUACUCUGCCGUAUACGAGUAAACAAUGGGAUGACUAUGCCAGCCAGCCGCAGUGGGAUUAUGGUUUCCAAGACAACCAAGCCCCGCCCUCUGAGUCGUCCUACAGAUCGGAUGACAGCAAACCAAAGGAACGCAAGACAUCGCUGUAUGGACCAACGCCAUUUAGAAAGACAUCCGCUGUCGAUCCUCUUAACAAGACUAUCCCAGGUUUCUCAUCGGUGAGUGGAGUGACGAGAAGACGGAAACCAGGAAUGGAUGAGGAGAAGAAGAAUAGGAGAAAGUCAGCGUCGGAGCGUUUAUUAAAUUCUGGAAGUCGGCCUCAUUCUGAGCCUCAGCGAGAUGCUUUCUCUGAUACUGAGAUGGAACCUUCGCCUGUUAUGACUAUCAAACCUGGAAAAUCACCAGUGGCUUUAGCCAAUGAUCUACCCAUGGGUGAACUCCAGAGGGCGCUAAAGACCAAAGACGAAGAGUUGGAAGAGGAGGAGCAACGGAGGCAGUCCAACUAUGUCUACAAGAGUGAUCUGAAGAAUGUGGAAUUUGAUGAGUCAACUGGAGGAGGACUACUUGGUAUCCCGGCGAAAGUCCAUAUCCCAGAAAGAUACAACCCUGCUGAUGAAGACAUGAAUGAGAUUGAGACUGAGACACCAGAAGAAAGGGCUCAGAGGGAACAGAAAGCUAAGAAGAUGGCUAAGAUUCUAUCAUCACAGAGUAUGCAAGAAUGGCACCCUAGGGAAAUCUUGCCAGAAUGGAACGGAGGUGAACCGUCUGUAGACAUGAAGCAGCGUGUAGAACGAGAGAAAGAACUCCGUCAAGAAGUACUUGUCAAGCGACGAGCCCUUGCCCACGAAGUAUCCCAACAGACCAAAGUUCUUGCAGAUUGAAUGCCCUUUAUAGCCCAAAUGAACGCCGUAGCAUAGACCCAACUCACGCACAUCAUGCCAGGACAGCUAAACACAUCCAUUUAAACAACCCUUCCUACCUUCC